AUAAAACCAGCAACAACAAACUUAGUCUGGGCUCUUUUAUGUUGCUGACCUGAAGCAGCUUCUUCAAGGCAGCCCUGGCAAAGGAUGCAGCAGAGCACUUUACUUAAAAGUGAUCUUGUCAAAAUGUUAAUUUGCUUUUGUUUCCCUUCAACCAGAACCACUUUCUCAGUGAGCUGAGUGGCCAGUUUAUUAUAAGCCUUUUGCUUUUAAAUUUUCAAAGAUGCCAAGAACACCUCAGAUGUUUCUACUUUUUUAAUAGAUCUCUGUAAAGGAUGAGAAGAGAUAAGGAUGUUUGAAUUUUAUUUGUAGCCAAGUUGUCACUUGCUCCAGCCAGCCUCCCAGAAACCUUCCAGCCACUUCCAUCAUUCCUUGUCCUGCUUUCUGCCCGCCCUGAGCUGCAUGGGUACCACUUGUGCCCUUGAGAACCAGGCGUUUGAAGAACUCUCCUGGCAGCACAGCACCGGACAGGGAAGCAGAGGAAGGAGUGGUGGCCUGGCCCCAGCCCAUUGCCCGUGCUGGAGGGCAGGGUCCCUCUCCCGGCUCCCCUCAGCACGGGACGGUGCCAGCGCGAUGGCCCGGCCUGGCAGCACACGAACAGCGCCGAGCAGCAUCUGCUGUGCCCGAGCUCAGGUGCCACGGCAAACUCACGGCUCUCUCUUCUUCCUCCGCAUGUUUCUACCAGCUCUGCUCAGUGUGACAGGACACCCCAGCCUCAUCACCGUGGCCAAGGGUGAGAACGUGGUGCUGCCCUAGCUUCUCCCAGAGCAGCACGCACAGGACAUGGAGGUGACCUGGUUUUGGGAGCAGUUCUCACCCUUUGUACAUUGCUACAAGGGGGGCCAGGACCAGUAUGGGGAGCAGAUGCUUCAAUACCGAGGGCACACUGAGCUGCUGAAGGAUGGCCUUGCACAGGGCAGCACACACUUGAAAAUUUUCCAUGUCCAGCUCUCUGACAGAGGGAACUACACCUGCUUUGUUCAACGUGGCUCAGAUUACAACUGGCCUGUGGUGGACAGGUCUGUAGUUCAUGUCCCUGGUAUCUCUAAUUUACUUUCUCACAGCCAGUGCUCUUUUCCCCUGUCCUCCUGCCCAGAAGGAGAGAAACAGCCAAACCACCAUAUACCCCAGUAUCCAGCACCCCGCAGGCUCACCUGGGAUGCCUCUGUUCCCGCAGCCAGCGGCUCUGCCCUGCUCAUCGCGCUGGAGCGCUACGAGGCUGGGGGGAUCUGGGUGUCCUGUUGCUCAGCCAGCUGGGACCCACGGCCCCAGGUGCUGUGGCAAGAUUCCCAUGGGUGGCAGCUCCUGUCCCACCAGGAAGACACUACCCUGGAUGAGAACGGGCUCUUUGCAGUGGAGAGCAGCAUCAUCCUCACCAGAGGUGUGGCCCAGGAACUCUCCUGCUUGCUGCAGCAUGUCCUGCACAGACUGGAGCAGGGAUCAGCCCUUUGCGUAUCAGAUGAGCCGAGGACGGCAUUGCCCCGCUACGUGCCCGGGGAGCUGUGCUCAGCAGAGCACCCCCAGCGUGCUCAGCACGUGGCCAUUUCCAUUCCAUUUCCAUGUGCAAACAGCUGUGGCUUUUGA
Messenger RNA from Corvus hawaiiensis (hawaiian crow), 1581 nucleotides. RefSeq names its product butyrophilin subfamily 3 member A2-like. The record is from RefSeq and is a predicted model, not a curated record. NCBI's taxonomy places the organism in Eukaryota, Metazoa, Chordata, Aves, Passeriformes, Corvidae.